GCUCUGUCCGAAUUACGCCGAAAUAAUGGCCGAUUGGUGGCAAAGAGAAGGAGUUUAUGUUGAUGAAUUUCAAGCGGUUGGGGAGGACGUCGAUAUAUACAACCAACGGUAUUAUCUCGAGCAAGGACCGGUGGAUCCAACCGACUUGUACGACCAAUCCAACCAUCGGUCAAGGGAUGUUUGGAACGAUCACCCGGUACAUACAAUUCUUCACCAUUUGUCCUUCUUUUAUUUUGUUAAU
This is a messenger RNA of Linum tenue, 241 nucleotides long. Lineage: Eukaryota; Viridiplantae; Streptophyta; Magnoliopsida; Malpighiales; Linaceae. The record is from the annotation of a GenBank genome assembly.